UACUGCUGGCAGUGUUAAGGUCAUAACGAGGCUUCCCCUGCAUGAAGGAUAACGCGUCAUGAGGGCUGGAGAGUUGUUGAUGGUGUCGGCCAUAUUCUCCCUCGAUCACACACGCAAAUCGGUCGGUGCCGUGGAAGAAGACAGAUGCCCAGCUGAGAAGUAUAUCGUUGCCACCGACACACCGCAGAACCUGACCUCGCCUGGCUUCCCUGGAAAUUAUGUCAGGCCAUCAGCGUGCAAGUGGUUCAUAGAAAGUGAUAUUCAAGAUGGCAUCAUCAAGUUCAAGGUCAUCAAGUUUGAGCUGGAAGGGUCACCGUCUUGUUACAGAGAUUAUCUGGACGUUAGAGACGGCCCGUGGCGUCUGAGUCCCCGACUGCUGGGGUGGUGCGGUGUAAAGCCCCCGGGGAAGACGUUUAAGACGUCGGGGAAGUCGGCUACGGUUCUUUUCCAAGCAGUGACUCGCGGCCAAGAUAAACCAGGCUUCCACAUCCAGUACUGGCAAGCCAAGAACGAUGUUCUCCCGGACGCCAAGGCGAAGUACACAGUGGCUAACUUCAUCCUCGGAGGGAUAUUUGGUGUUAUUCUGCUCGUCAUCUUGGUUACGCUUCUCUUUCUUGUCAUCAUUCGCAACUUACGAUACACACGAGAGCGGCAUUUACAGCACAUCAGAAUAUACUCAUAGCCAGAUCAGCACAUCAGAAUAUACUCGUAGCCAUAUCAACACAUCAGAAUAUACUCGACACCUCAGAAUAUACUCGACACAUCAGAAUAUAGUCAUAGACAGAUCCACACAUCAGAAUCAGACACCAUAUACCGGUAUAUGGUCUCUGUCAGAAUAUACUCAUAAUUUUGACACAUCAGAAUAUACUCAUAGCCAGAUGGACAUAUCAUCUUUCAUCAUAACCAUAUCGUCUCAUCAGGAUAUACCAUUAGCCAGGUCGACACAUCAGAAUAUACUCGACCAGAUCGACAUAUCGGAUUUCGUCAUAACCAGUUCGACACAUCAGAGGACAUUGACAGAAUCUUGGAGCAUUCCAUUUACUCAUGAUUUAAAAACAUCCGGGUCUUCCGAACAUGAAGCUUCCACUGAUUGGUGCCUUCUGAUAAAUUGUAUAUGUAAUCUUGUUAUUUAUUAAAUAUCGUUGACUUCCUA
Molecule: messenger RNA, 1153 nt
Organism: Haliotis rufescens (red abalone)
Lineage: Eukaryota; Metazoa; Mollusca; Gastropoda; Lepetellida; Haliotidae
Product: cubilin-like
Exons: 6
Coding region: 59-682 (207 amino acids)
Source: RefSeq, a predicted model, not a curated record